Nestor notabilis (Kea) is the source of this 1080-nucleotide messenger RNA. It is a transcript of the gene LARP6, whose product is annotated as La ribonucleoprotein domain family, member 6. NCBI's taxonomy places the organism in Eukaryota, Metazoa, Chordata, Aves, Psittaciformes, Psittacidae. Bases 154 to 1080 code for a protein of 308 amino acids. The record is from RefSeq and is a predicted model, not a curated record. The transcript has a single exon.
UCUGUCUUCAAGGUGAAACACCUUACCCAUGACUGGAGAACCACAGCCUACGCACUGAAGUACUCGGACACUCUUGAGCUCAAUGAUGAUAACAAAAAGGUUAGAAGAAAUACUCCAGUUCCAGUGUUUCCAAGCGAAAACCUCCCUACCAGGAUGUUACUGGUGUAUGAUAUCCACAUGGUUUCUGAGCUGCAGGCUCUUAAACAAGAAAAUGGAUGCAUGCAAGAAAGGAUAAUGGAGUAUCUCCUCAAGGCCUUUGUAACUUUUGGUGUAAUUUCAUCAGUCCGUAUUCUCAAGCCUGGUAAGGACCUACCACCCGAUAUCAGGAGGGUCAGCAAUCGGUACACCCAACUGGGAACUCAGGAGUGUGCAAUUAUAGAAUUUGAAGAAGUAGAUGCUGCUGUACGUGCUCAUGACUUUAUGUGUGCUGAAAAGAAAGAGACUGGUAUGAAAGUUGUCCUAAUAGGCAUGAAACCUCCAAAGAAAAAAGUUCCAAAAGACAAGAACCGUGGUGAAGGUACCAGCAAGGGUCUUAAGAAGGCUAGAUCCCUUAAUAAGAGAGUUGAGGAACUUCAGCUUGUUGGUGAUGAAUCUUCAGCAAACAGCUCUUCCGACCCAGAGAGUAAUCCUACAUCUCCCCUGUCAGGACGCAAAAGUACUUCAAUGAAUACUACACGGAAUUUGACCCCAGUCAUUCACCCAAAUGACCAUUUGAGUCCUAAUGUGUCACCCAGAUCAAGUCCUUGGAACAGUCCAUCUUCAUUAAGAAAAGUAACCAAAAAGUCUCCUCUGGCUGAAGACCGCAAGCUUAACCCAAGCACUAGCCCUGAAAUUCCAAGGAAGUGUACAGAUUAUUCCUCGGAUAGCAGUAUCACUCCUUCUGGUAGCCCCUGGGUACAGAGGAGAAAAGCUCAAACUCUAUCACAAGAGAAGAGUCCCAUCACUAGCCCUGUGCUGGUUCAGAAAAUACAAAAUGCAGAUGGUCUACCUGUGGGGGUGCUGCGGCUGCCUAAAGGCCCUGAUGGCACUAAAGGAUUCCACAAUGGAUGUGAAAGAAGGAAGGCUUUGAAGGAUGAGUAA